This is a messenger RNA of Epinephelus fuscoguttatus (brown-marbled grouper), 7026 nucleotides long. It is a transcript of the gene nedd4a, whose product is annotated as NEDD4 E3 ubiquitin protein ligase a. NCBI's taxonomy places the organism in Eukaryota, Metazoa, Chordata, Actinopteri, Perciformes, Serranidae. The transcript is spliced from 25 exons. The record is from RefSeq and is a predicted model, not a curated record. Gene Ontology annotation, molecular function: ubiquitin protein ligase activity; protein binding; sodium channel inhibitor activity. Gene Ontology annotation, biological process: receptor internalization; receptor catabolic process; regulation of dendrite morphogenesis. The coding region runs from base 592 to 4395 and encodes 1267 amino acids.
GCAGAAACAUUAGAAGCAUAGCUGCAGCAGGAAGUAGAGUCUUGAGUGGGUGGCCUGAGGCAGUAAGACAGUUUACCAGAGCUUCAGUCUAAGAUGCAACGUAGAGGGCUACCAUGUUGUUGUUUUCUCCAGAGGGGUGAACAGGAGUGAGGCGACUGGAGCAGACACGGGGUGUUAGGUAUUAAUCUGGCUGGAACUCAGGAGGUGCAGUAAACUAGCAGCUAAGCUAAGCUAAGGUUAUAAAGCAGGUCAGUGGCAGAAGCUCUGUCCUUUAAGUUUUAGAGUAACUUUGUUUUCUCUACAGAGUUUAAUCCUCCUAAAGGGGCUAACCUCUGGGAUUGCUCUUGUUUCAAAGGUCGUAUGUUUGGGUCAUGUCUCCAAACAGAACCACUGACCUCCUCUGACUAAAAGCUGAGAUCAGCCUGGACAGGAAUGUAGGUUGUCACCAGAGCUAUUUUGGCAAUGUACAGCCGCUAAUGAUUGUGAUCACAGAGCAGAGCUUGGAGCAGUUGCUUUGCUUUCCUUUUUUCCUUCCAGCAAGUUUGAUCAUGCAGCUCUCACCGACGCAGCAGGGAUUAGAGAGUUAAACGGAUGGCACGUCGGCUGCGCUUGCAUUUUGCGUCAAGGAGAAGCAACACGGACCCUCUGUCAGAAAGCCUCAGCAGCCAUGGUGAGGAGAGUGGAGUCAGUGUGUCAGCUCGUAGCCCCGCAGAGAGUCUGGCGCACAGUUCUGUCCACUUGAAGGUGACUCCUCUGUCACCAGACUAUGCUAAUUUACAGCGGUACUCUUCAGUAUUCAUACCCAGGGUUAACACUGGAGGAUUUAAUAAGAAGAGCAUUCUCCAGAUCGCACUGCAGCCCUGUGGAAAGCUCAGUGGAGAGCUGGAUGGCAGUAUAGACGAUGGAGACCCGGGGGCCAGUGAAGGAGGAGCAGGCAGUGGCUCUGACGGGGGCUCGUGCAGCAGCAGCAUGGCCAGCGAUGCCGGGUACUGUAGCAGCAACAGCAUCUUUGAGCCAGAGGCUUCCGAAAAACACAGGACCACCCAGGAGAGGAGCCAACUCUGCUGCAAGUCCAAGGUCCCGCUGAGACGGUGCUCCUCCUUGGUUAUAUUCCCAAAGAGCCCCUGCAACACCCCGCCUGCUUCCCCAGUCAGUCCAGUGGCUCUACCUGUUCUUCCACCAGCGCGGGGGUCUCAUCAGUCAUCUCUUCAGAUGUCUUCCGGUGAAUUCUCACAAGAUGAUGAGGAAGUGACUUGCAAAGGGUCCACCAACACGGCAGUAAGCGGCCAUCGCGUCCCAAAAGGAAACUGUUCAGCCGAGUUGAGGGACACCAAACACAUGGUGCAAUUUAAUAUUCCUUUACAGGACGAACCAAAAGGCAAAAUGGAGGACAGGAGUAAAAUAAGGGAACUGUCAUCAACUCUAGACAGAUCGAAUCGUCACUCGAGCAGCGUUUUGCUGCACUUUGCCCACCAGAGACCAAUGAUAUCCGGGAAGGGAGCUACAACCACUGCUACUGUCAAUUUGGAAUAUCCUGAGGCUCCUAACCCAGCCGCACACCCUGAGGGUGAACACAACCCUCACAAAAAACUGUAUCGUAGUACCUCUGCUUGUUUAUUCUCCUCAACUAAAGCGUCAGAUAAAAACCAUAAGGUCUGUUCCUCAGGAACAGGCCAGGAAAGGCCUGAGGAAAAACACUGUCACCGCGCCAUACAAAGGAGCUUUUCCCUGGAGGUGCCCUACGCUAACACUGGGAUUUCAUGUCACGUUUCAAAUCCAAAACUCAGUAGCCCUCACUGUCCGCAUGUGCACAUUCAUUUGUCUCCUUUCUGCCCAGCUAAGAUGCCUAGCUCUGAUGUAAACACAAGCCACAAAGGGAAUAAUACACCAAAGAGCCCGGUUCAAAACACCAAGACACGUGAUGACUUUCUGGGACAGGUGGAUGUCCCUUUAAAUCAGAUACCGACAGAAAAUCCUAACACAGAAAGGCCAUACACAUUCAAGGAUUUUCUGCUUCACCCAAGAAGCCACAAGUCCAGAGUCAAAGGUCACCUGCGUCUCAAAAUGACCUACCUGCCAAAGAAUACAGGUUCGGAGGAGGAAACAGCAGAACAGACUGAGGACAUGGAUCCGAGUUGGGAGUUUCUGGAGGCUCAGGACAUGUCAGGACCCAGACAGAGCCAGCUGCUGCCUGCUCUGCCCCCUGGCUGGGAGGAGCGGCAGGACAACCUGGGAAGAACCUACUUUGUCAAUCAUGAGUGCAGAACCACACAGUGGCAACGACCCACUCUCCAGGACGGUGAUGUGGAGAUACAAAGACAGAACAAUAACAUGGACGCAGAACAUGCUUUUAUUACACGCAGGCAGAUCUCAGACCCCGUUGAGAACACCACACGAGAGUCUCCUGAGAGCUGGGAGAUCAUUACAGAGGAUGAGUCCACCUUGUACCACAGCAACAACCAGGUCACAUCACCUCCACCGCCACACUCAGCCGCAGAGUCCCACCCUUUCCGCGACGAGCUGAGAAACACUGUCUCUGGGGCCACAGCUGGCGAAUUGCGCACCUCCCAGACGGAUCAUGCUAGUAAUUCAAGCCAUUCCAGUCUCAGAGGAAGUGCCCAGACCUCAUCAGGGGAGGAACAUCCUGCUAAUCCUGUGCUGCUUCCAACCUCAGCUGGGCUUCCUGCAGGCUGGGAGGAGAAGCGAGACACUAAAGGAAGACGCUACUAUGUCAACCACAACACUCGAACCACUUCAUGGACACGACCCCUCGUUCAGAAAACCCCAGAGGCCUCAGCACCAGCGGCACCAGCAGCACCAGCACCUGCAGCACCUGCAGCAGCAGCAUCACAAAGGGGUGCAGGUGUUCCCCAGAGCCUGACUCCACCCUUGCCAGCCAUGUCCCCCGAGGAGUCUCCUCAGCAUACCCCGAGCCCAGAGGCCACACAUGACUCUGGGUUCCUACCGGCUGGUUGGGAGGUUCGCUGCGCUCCCAGUGGAAGACCCUUUUUCAUAGACCACAACACAAAGACUACUACCUGGGAAGAUCCCAGGCUCAAGAUUCCUGUGCAAAUGAGGAGGAGACCCUCACUAGACCCGUCUGAUCUUGGCCCUCUGCCGCCUGGCUGGGAGGAGAGGGUCCACACUGAUGGGAGGAUAUUCUACAUAGAUCACAACACCAGGACCACACAAUGGGAUGACCCCAGACUACAGAACUCAGCCAUAACUGGACCAGCAGUGCCUUAUUCCAGAGAUUAUAAACAGAAGUAUGACUACUUCCGGAAGAAACUGAAGAAACCGGCUGACAUCCCUAACCGUUUCGAGAUGAAGAUGAGAAGAAAUGCAGUGCUGGAGGACUCAUACCGUCGCAUCCUGUCAGUGAAGAGGGCAGACCUGCUGAAGGCACGACUGUGGGUGGAGUUUGAGGGAGAAAAAGGCCUGGACUACGGUGGCUUGGCCAGGGAGUGGUUCUUCCUCAUGUCCAGGGAGAUGUUCAACCCGUACUAUGGACUGUUCGAGUACUCUGCCACGGACAACUACACACUGCAGAUUAACCCCAACUCAGGUUUAUGUAAUGAGGACCACCUGUCCUACUUCAAGUUCAUCGGCCGUGUGGCAGGCAUGGCUGUGUAUCACGGCAAACUGCUCGAUGCUUUCUUCAUUCGGCCCUUCUACAAGAUGAUGCUGCAGAAGCCGAUCACUCUGCAGGACAUGGAGUCUGUUGACAGUGAAUAUUUCAACUCCUUGAUGUGGAUUUUGGAGAACGACCCAACAGACUUGGAUCUGAGGUUCACCAUUGACGAGGAGCUUUUUGGACAGACUCACCAGCAUGAACUGAAGCCGGGUGGCUCAGACAUUGUCAUCACCAAUGACAACAAGAAGGAAUACAUCCAUCUGGUGAUGCAGUUUAGGUUUGUGAACAGGAUACAGAAGCAGAUGACUGCCUUCAAAGAUGGGUUCUUUGAGUUGAUACCACAGGAUCUGAUCAAGAUCUUUGAUGAGAACGAGCUGGAGCUGCUCAUGUGUGGUCUUGGAGACGUGGAUGUGAAUGACUGGAGAGAGAACACCAAGUACAAGAAUAACUACUGUGCCAACCAUGUCGUUAUCCAGUGGUUUUGGAAAACGGUGCUGCUGAUGGAUGCAGAAAAGCGAAUCAGGCUCCUACAGUUUGUGACAGGAACAUCGAGGGUCCCAAUGAAUGGCUUUGCUGAACUCUACGGGUCUAACGGACCACAGCUGUUCACCAUCGAGCAGUGGGGAACACGUGAUAAACUCCCCCGAGCCCACACAUGCUUCAAUCGACUGGACCUGCCUCCGUAUGAGUCUUUUGAUGAGCUGAGGGAGAAACUUCACAUCGCCAUCGAGAAUGCACAAGGCUUCGACGGGGUUGAUUAGAGCUUGUGCUGUAACUGAGCUGUACUGAUUAUUACUGCAUGAUGUGGUCAAGAAGUUGAUGAGAGACACAAGCCGUGCGUCAGAUUCGGGUGUUAACCUGCCAGCUGUGUGACAGAUGAAGGACAGUCACACAGCCCUCACUUUGGUCCUCUGUUGAGGCACACAUGGAGAAAGGACUUUAAAUCUGGAGUGACAGAGGUAUUUAAUCACUCGACGUGUUCUAAAGUUUACAAAGCAAAAAUGCAAAGCUGUAUACUGUAUAACAAAAACAUCUAACCUUAAAAAAAACAUUAGUUUCAUUUGGGCUGCAUUGCCUCGGAUAAACUUUAUGCUCAGAUUCUCACAUCAGGUACUUGUGAGAUUUUGUCUUCACAUUGUUGUUGAUGGGUAAUUAGUUUAGUUAUGCUUUUUUUUUUUUCUUCGGCAAUUGCUUAACUUGUCCCUUCAUCACAUGUUAGUGCUGGAAAGAGUGGACCAUGGGUCAGAAUACUCACUAGGUUAUGUUAUACACAAGGAUAGCAUCAACUCUUGACAUUUAAAUGAAAAAAGUACAGCUCGCUCAACCACGUUUCCUGUCCCAUACAAUUCAACGCUUAAAGUAAAGUGAACAUGAAAUUCCUGUAAACAUGACAUUGGCCCAACUGGAACAAUAUUACAAAGAAAAUGUUGUCCAAAAGAUUUAGGCAGCAAAGUGCCAGAGGUUAUCAACAUCAAAACCUUAAAUAUAAAUUGGCAGUUCAACCUAAAUAGAACAGAUGUGAAGAUAUUUUUUUCUAUCAUUUAAAUUCUAUACAUUAUAAUUACACAUUUUUCAUUCCAUCACACUAGAAUCACUGAUGCAAAUCCCAAACACAUGCACCUCAGAAGCACUGGUAGCAGAAAAUGUACAAGUUAUAUUCAAGUCUGAGCGACUACACUUAGAAAAGUGUAUCAUUUAAUCAUUUUAGUAGCGAUGUACCAAUACCAGGACCAGUAACAGGCUAAACUAAUUAUACAGUAGUUUGUAUCCGACUACAUGCAGUGUUAGAUUGUGCUGAAAUACUAUGCAUAAUUGUACAUAUUGCAUUACAUUAAUAUACUGUACAUGUAAAAUCAACUUCUUCAACACGAUGAACCAUUUAUUGUUUAAACUGUUCACUUAAAGUUGUGAAAUUAGCAGAUAAUGGUCAUUGGUGCACCUCUACAUUAAAGGUCCAGUGUGUAAGAUUUAGGGGGACAUAGUGGCAGAGAUGGACUAUAGAAUAAUAAGUUUGUUUUCACUAGUUUAAAAUCACCUGAAAAAAAAGGUGAGCACAUAUGAGGUGCUAGGCUAGCAGCCCAUCUCUGAUAUGCCAAACAGUGUUGGAAAAACACUGAUUUUUGAUGUGAAACUGUUAUUCAGUGUUUUUUACUGGUUUAAAUCACCCAGUCUGUUUGUUUUAGGGAGGAAGAGACCUCUGUGGAUAUUUCAGCUCAAUGUAAAAACCUCCCAAACAAUGAACACUGAAGGAAGUUCAGAUGGGAGUUCAAGCUCGGCACAAGGGAGACAUUUCAGCAAGUUGCAAUUUGCAAUCAUCACCACUAGAUGCCACUAAAUCCUACACACAAUUCCUUUAAUACAUGAUUUUCUUUGAUUAUCAGUACCCGCUCAUACUGAAGUUCAACACUGACAGUUUGUAUAAGAGGAAUAAACAAACGUGCGCGCUAAUAUCUCCCGGGCCAGUAGCUUACAGAAACAUUAUCCAACAGACUGACCGUAUCACACACUUUGCAUAAAGUAUGUUAGAAAUCAUGUUUCGUUGCCUUAUGUCAAUGAGUGAUAUCAUUUUGUUUUCCUCAACUCAUCAUGGGUGUCUAAUUGCAGCACGGUGCUCGAUUUUUAAGAGUACAAAUAUAAAAAAUUGUUUUCUUGGUUGUCAAAAAUGUGUACAGUUUAUUGUCUGUUUUCAAAAUGAGUAAUCACUUGUUUAUACCUUUGUAGGAAAGUAACUGUACUUCAGCAGUAGAUUUAUCGUUUUCUGAAUGGUAAAACAUGUGUUUACACUACCUGCCAUGUUUACAGGUCUAUGAUAAAAGAAGAUAUCGUGGUCGGUUCUUGUCUCUGACAACACAAUUUUAUACUUUAUGCUUUUAUAAAGUGAAGCACUUUGUUAAUAUCGAUGAGUCUUACUUCUGAACUGUCUUUGCCAAUCUGUCACCUGCAGACUGCUUAAAUCGCUCUUUAAGAAAAUGAUCCUAUGCUUCAAGUGCACGUGUUUAAAUGUUUACAUGUGAACAUUGCUGAAAAUAAGCACAUUCUCUUCUUUCACUUAUAUUUAAAGUUCAAUACAGAGGCCUUUGUUUGUAAUGUAUUGUAGAAUCUGAUUGUUUAUUAAUGUUUUAAUCUCUAAAUGGAAGUACUGUUAUAUAUCUAUUGUCUAUUGAAUAAUAAUGAAUAGAUCAAUACUUAAUUUCUUAUAUAUCAAAUGUUCUUAUUAUACAAUUUGAUUAUAACACCUGUAAGUGCAUUACAACAACAAGGACAUACAUGCAACAUAUAUACAGCAGUUUAAAGGGUGGAAUGAACUGUAGCUGUUAAUUCCCAAUUUGAUGACCUAUAGCACACCAAAUUAAAUAUAAAUAUAUUUGAGAAAUAAAAAAAUAUAAAAACAA